Molecule: messenger RNA, 3408 nt
Organism: Malassezia japonica
Lineage: Eukaryota; Fungi; Basidiomycota; Malasseziomycetes; Malasseziales; Malasseziaceae
Exons: 2
Coding region: 1-3408 (1135 amino acids)
Biological process (GO): protein phosphorylation; intracellular signal transduction
Cellular component (GO): cytoplasm
Molecular function (GO): protein serine/threonine kinase activity; ATP binding
Source: RefSeq, a predicted model, not a curated record
AUGUCUGCCGCGGAGGCCGUAGUGGCGCCUGCGAAUACCACAGGCGGCACGUUGGAUACUGCACUGGAUGCUGCGCGUGCCGGUGCCCCCGGGCAGCUGCCGGUGACGUCGCCGACGGCGCUCUCCUACUUUGCUGCGCACCCCCGGCGGCCCCAGGUGUACUUUGGCGACUAUCUGCUUCUGCAGACGCUCGGUGAGGGCGAGUUUGGCAAGGUCAAGCUCGGUGUCCACCGCACAUGGGGCGAGGAGACCGCCGUGAAGCUCAUCAAGCGCGACAAGGUCGUCGCUGCCGAGGAGCACGACGAGCUGAACAAGAUGAGCAAGGUGGAACGCGAAAUCCAAGUGCUCAAGGAACUUCGCCACCCCAACAUUGUGCAUCUCUACGAGGUGAUCGAGUCGGAGCGCUACAUUGGUAUCGUGCUCGAGUACGGCGCGGGCGGCGAACUCUUUGAUUAUAUCCUGGCACACAAAUGCCUCAAGGAGCGCGACGCGUGCCGCCUCUUUGCACAGCUCGUCUCGGGUGUCUCGUACCUGCACCGCAAGAAGAUUAUCCACCGCGACCUCAAGCUCGAGAACCUCUUGCUCGACCGCAACCGCAACGUGAUCAUCACCGACUUUGGCUUUGCCAACAACUUUUCCGCACGUGAGAAUGAUCUGAUGGCGACAAGCUGCGGGUCGCCGUGCUACGCUGCGCCGGAGCUCGUCGUGCAGGACGGGCUGUACGUCGGCGCCGCCGUCGACGUCUGGUCGUGCGGCGUGAUCCUCUACGCGAUGCUCGCCGGCUACCUGCCGUUUGACGACGACCCGGCGAACCCAGACGGGGACAAUAUCAACCUGCUGUACAAGUACAUCAUGGCUACACCGCUCACUUUUCCGGACUAUAUUGGGCCGGAACCACGCUCUUUGCUCUUGAGGAUGCUCGUGCCGGACCCAAUGCAACGCGCAACGCUCGACGAGGUCAUGGCACACCCGUGGCUCGCGCCGUACCGCGACCUCUUCCAGUUCUCGGUGCAGGAGCUCGAACGUGCGGCGAUCGAGCAGCAGGCCCAAAAGCGGCAGGGAUACCGCGAGCAGAUGCUCUACCAGCAGAAGCUGCUCGAACAGCAGUUUGCCGAAAAGGCCAUCCCGCGCUCCAACACAGACGUCCUGCCGACGCCGGUGCGCGACGAAUCGGUGCCGACGUCGCCCAGCCUCCCGACCGCCACCGACAUUCACCCGGCGCCGGCGAUCAAUAUGGCAGAGCCAAUGCCGAUGGCGCAGCCGGCUCCGGUGGCGCACGAGGCCAAGGAGGACGCGGCUCCCGUCGCCGCUCCGGCAGCAGCCGCCGCCGCCACCGCCGCCACCGCCGCCGCAGCCGCUUCCGCUGCCAUGCCGCCGCCGGAUGCACCGCCCAAGCGCAAGACGGCCGAGUCGAGCGAGCAGCCUUCCAAGGUGCACGCCACCGCCGACACCGAGCAGCGCGCCGAGUCAAAGCCGUCGUCCCGCCCGUCGUCGGCGAGCGGCAUCAAGGCACGCGUGCUCAGCAGCGGCGUCGGCGCCACCGAGCUCAACCUUGCUGCGCUGACCGGCACCAAGCGCUCGGGGUCCGCACGCCGCACGCCAGAGGGCGAGCCCGUUUCGUCGUCCAACUCGGCCUCGUCCAAGAAAAACAUGCGUGUGCCAAACACUGUACCAAACGCGCGUGCCGAGGCCGUGGAUAAGAGCGAGGGACGCGUGUACGAGUCGAAGCACUCGAGCCCAGUGACCGCUGCGCCGCCCGUCGUGGCGGCUCCGGCGGCUCCGGCGGCUCCGGUGGCCUCGGCGACCCCGACUGCCCCCGCUGCCGCUGACGCUACCGCCGACGCUACCGUCGACGCUGCCCCGGCCCCGGCCCCGGCCCCGGCGCCCGUGGCCGCGCCCGACUGGUUUUCGUCUUCUGCGCCGCCACUCGCUCCUUCCUCGGCGCCGAUCGCGACGCCUGCGCCCCGCCUCGACACUACCGAGCGCGGCCUGGCGCCGCCCCUCGUGUUCAAUACGGGAAUGCCGACGAUGCUUGCGUCGCUUCCUCCGUCCGCGGACCGUACGUCGCCGCGCGAGAAUGUCUUGUCGUCGUUUGGCCAGCCGCCCGUGAGCCUCACGACCUACCUCCCCCAGCGCCUCAACGAGCCGGCGCGGCCCCGCAAGUCGUCCACGAGCAAGGCCGAGGCCGAGGCCGAGGCGAGCGUCCCGGUGCCUGCUGCGCCCGUGUCCUUGCAGCCCGAGACGUCUACGAUUCCGCGCAAGCAGCCCCCGCCCCGUGAGGACGCCACAGACGCGUCGCCGUCCAAGAAGCGUGCGUCGCUGCAAGCCCCCCCGGUUGCGCGCCCCAAGACGGAGCGCCCCCGCCCCCUCUCGAUGCAGGCCAUGCCGGGCGAGUCGCUGAGCGUGCCGACGGCCACGGUGCCGAGUGCGCCAGGCCGCGUCUCGCUGGAUACCACCAUCGAGCGGCCGCCGUCGCAGCAGAGCACGUUUGGGCGCACGGGACGCAAGGACGAGCGGCCGAAGCGCUCGGUGCCGUGGUGGCGCCGCCUCUCUGGCACGCACCAGCCCCAGUCGCUGGCCGUCGUGCGCGAGGGCCGCGACGAGAUGCGCCGGCGCCCCGAGCCGGUGCACAAGCCUGCGCCCGCGCUGCGCCCCGAAGGCGGCGCGGCAGUCACGUUUGCGAGCGGCAGCGACCGCCGCUUUUCGUCGCAGGCCGACACGCGCCCCGAGCCGGACUACCGCCGGAUCUCGCUCGCGGGCGACGCGCGCACCGCGCCGCGUCCCAUGCGCACCGAGAACGACGACCGCCGCCUUACGCUGCACGUCGGCGCGGUCGACCAGGCGGCGCUCACGACGCGCAACCCCGACGAUGUGAUGCGCGACGUGUUCGACGCGCUGUUUAGCAUGGGCGUCGAGAUGCGCCGCGCACGCAACUCCGAGUUCCGUAUCGAGUGCAUGCGUGUCAAGCGCCCCGGCGUGCUGCGCCAGUUUUUGACUGGCGCGCGCGAAGACGAUCCUUAUCGCAACCGCUGGUCCCGCCUCGGCCGCGGCCGUCCGCUGAGCUCGAGCGGUCAGCCGCGCGCCUCGUUCAGCCACGACGAGAUGGAGCGCGGCCUGUCCCGCAUGAGCAUCGGCGGCCUGCCGUCGUCCAACACGGGCCUGUCCCGCUUCUCUAUGGACGAGUCCGCGUAUGCCGCCCCGAAUACCGCACCGCUCUAUGGCGACUCGUCGCAGGACGGCGGCCACGAAAUCCGCUUCUCGGUCGAGGUGACGCGGAUCCCCACCCUCCACGGGCUGUACAGCGUGGACAUUCGUCGGAUCAAGGGCAAUGUCUGGUCCUACAAGUUCCUCUAUAAUGCGCUCUUGGAGCGGAUCGAACUCGGGGGUAGCGUGCCUGUGCGCCGCUAA